GCUGCGGGGAAAAAUGUCCAAUAUUUUGCACGCCUCGUCUCAAGUGAGGUGGGACCGCGGCGCUGCGGCGAGGCGAGCGGUCUUCAUGGUGGCCGCUGCCUACGGGGCGAAGACGCUGUACCCCAUCCUCUGCAGGCACGUCCGCCGGCGGAGAGACCGCCAAGCGAUGAGCGUGGUACCGGCGGGGCACAAUGGCUUGUUACUGCCCCCGGCGCCCGAUGCUGCGCCUGGCAAGUGGUCUCCUGCAGUGAACGCGGAUUUCCUGAGGCAGAUCGCGGAGCUCGUUAAGAUCCUCUUCCCAAAACUCAUCAGCAAGGAGCUGGGGCUGCUGUGCCUGCACUCCGUGGCCCUGGUGUCGCGCACCUUCCUUUCCAUCUACGUGGCCGGCCUGGACGGCAAGAUCGUGAAGACGAUCGUGGAGAAGCAGCCGAGGAGCUUCGUGUUCAAGCUGAUCAAGUGGCUCCUCAUCGCCAUUCCGGCCACGUUCGUUAACAGCGCCAUCCGCUACCUCGAGGGCCAGCUCGCGCUGGCCCUCCGCACGCGCCUCGUGGAGCACGCGUACCGCACAUACUUCACCGAGCAGACGUACUACAAGGUGAGCAACAUGGACGGCCGGCUGGCGAACCCGGACCAGUCGCUCACCGAGGACAUCAUGAUGUUCUCGCAGUCGGUGGCGCACCUCUACUCGAACCUCACCAAGCCCAUCCUGGACGUGAUGCUCACCUCGUACACGCUCAUACAGACGGCGCGCUCCCGGGGCGCGGACGCCGGGGGCCCCACGCUGCUCGCGGGGCUCGUCGUGUUCGUCACGGCCAAGGUGCUGCGCGCCUGCUCGCCACGUUUCGGCAAGCUCGUGGCCGAGGAGGCGCAUCGCAAGGGCCACCUGCGCUACGUGCACUCGCGGAUCAUCGCCAACGCAGAGGAAAUCGCCUUUUACAGGGGACACUCGGUGGAGAUGCGGCAGCUGCAGAAAUGCUACAAGGCCCUGGCAGAGCAGAUGAACCUGAUCCUGUCCAAGCGCCUGUGGUACAUUAUGCUGGAGCAGUUCCUCAUGAAAUACGUGUGGAGUGGUAGCGGACUGGUCAUGGUGGCCGUGCCCAUCAUCACCGCCACGGGCUUCGCAGACAACGAGCUCGCAGACGGUCAGACGCAGGUGCUGGUGAGCGAGAGGACCGAGGCGUUUACCACGGCACGAAACCUUCUGGCUUCGGGGGCGGACGCCAUUGAGAGGAUCAUGUCUUCCUACAAAGAGGUCACCGAGCUGGCAGGGUACACAGCCCGCGUACACAACAUGUUCCUCGUGUUUGAUGAGGUGCAGAAAGGUGUGUACAGGCGAUCUACACUGUCCCAGGCACCUACAGGGGAGAAGAAGACUGCAGCCAAAUCAGAGAUGCACAUUGAUGGCCCUCUGGAGAUAAACGGGAAGGUUGUUGACGUGGACAAUGGUAUUGUAUGUGAAAACGUCCCCAUAAUCACUCCAAAUGGCGACAUGGUUGUGUCCAGCUUGAACUUCAAGGUCGAAGAAGGGAUGCACCUCCUAAUCACGGGACCCAACGGAUGUGGGAAGAGCUCCCUGUUUCGCAUUCUCAGUGGGCUGUGGCCUGUCUAUGGUGGUCUCCUUCACAAACCCAGCCCACAACACAUGUUCUACAUCCCUCAGAGGCCCUACAUGUCCCUCGGAACCCUACGGGACCAAGUGAUCUACCCAGACUCAAUGGAGGACAUGCAGGAGAAAGGGUACAGCGACCUGGACCUGGAGGCCAUCCUGGACAUCGUGAACCUCAACCACAUUGUCACGCGUGAAGGAGGUUGGGAGGCGGUGAUGGACUGGAAGGAUGUCCUCUCUGGAGGAGAGAAACAAAGAAUGGGCAUGGCUCGCAUGUUUUACCACAAGCCCAAGUAUGCCCUACUGGAUGAGUGUACAAGUGCCGUCAGCAUUGACGUUGAGGGCAAGAUAUUCCAGGCUGCAAAGGAUGCUGGGAUCUCCCUGUUGUCCAUCACACACAGGCCUUCUCUCUGGAAGUACCACACGCACCUGCUGCAGUUUGACGGAGAGGGCGGCUGGCGGUUCGAGCAACUGGACACGGCCACCCGACUCUCCCUCACCGAGGAGAAACAGCGUCUGGAGGCCCAGCUGGCAGGCAUUCCCAAAAUGCAACAGAGACUGAAUGAGCUGUGCAAGAUCCUAGGUGAGGACUCAGUGCUGAAGACGGCCACCACGGAGGAGUGACAGCCAGAGACACUCUCACAGACAAGUGUUACUGUUCCUCACGGACCGACACACAGGUCUCAUACUUUAACCACUUCUAAUGGUACAUCUUUCAUGAGGCCCAUAUUUGGAGUCCUCUAAAACUAAAUUUAAAUCAGGGAUAAAGAAACCGCUGUUCAAAUCCAGAAUUACUCCCUUUUCACUGCAGUAAUAGUCAUGCUUUUCUUCACCACAUUGUUCUCUGCACAAACUCUCUGAAUAUAGCAGGUCUGUUUUAGUUUUCAAUCCACUCUUUUCCAUAAUCUUAGUUACAUGUGGUAAAAAGAUAUGGUCUUAAGCAAUGCUCCCAGUAAGCUGUGCGCUUGGUUCAUUUCCGGAGUGCACUCAAGGCCAAACACAGGACAUACAUCAGGCCACCUACAAUUUACUUCUUUACACAGCUGGACAAUUUUAGUUAAGCAAUUCCAGGUAAAAGUCUCGCUCUGUGGUACUACGGCAGGAGGUGGGACUCAAAUCUGCAGCCUUCAAAUCCGGAGGCAGCAGCUGCAACCACUACGCCACCUGCUGCCCCUUGUAAUGGACAGACAGUGUAAAUUCCUGGUGGCUGUUGCUGCUCUCUGUCCACUGUACACGGUUUCUGUCUUUGUCUUGCUGCUCUCGCUGAUACUGUUUCUUUUUAUAGUCUGAUCCUUUACAUCGCGGUGGAUGUUUUAACUUCGUCCUCAUGGUGCACAUAUUUCAGCAGUGUCUAAAAAUGUUGCCCAGAAAUAAUUUAUUGUGCAAAUGCUGAGUUGGAGAUUAGAGGGAACAUUGCCCUUAAGUAAUACAAACACACACACAUUUUCUGAACCGCUUGUCCCAUAUGGGGUCGCGGGGAACUGUAGC
Messenger RNA from Scleropages formosus (Asian bonytongue), 3094 nucleotides. RefSeq names its product ATP-binding cassette, sub-family D (ALD), member 2 (gene abcd2). The record is from RefSeq and is a predicted model, not a curated record. The transcript has 10 exons. Gene Ontology annotation, molecular function: ATP hydrolysis activity; ATP binding; long-chain fatty acid transmembrane transporter activity. NCBI's taxonomy places the organism in Eukaryota, Metazoa, Chordata, Actinopteri, Osteoglossiformes, Osteoglossidae. Gene Ontology annotation, biological process: fatty acid beta-oxidation; peroxisome organization; very long-chain fatty acid catabolic process. Gene Ontology annotation, cellular component: peroxisomal membrane. Bases 14 to 2230 code for a protein of 738 amino acids.